Fusarium vanettenii 77-13-4 is the source of this 2286-nucleotide messenger RNA. RefSeq lists its product as uncharacterized. The transcript is spliced from 4 exons. Gene Ontology annotation, molecular function: DNA binding. Bases 1 to 2286 code for a protein of 761 amino acids. Gene Ontology annotation, biological process: regulation of DNA-templated transcription. Lineage: Eukaryota; Fungi; Ascomycota; Sordariomycetes; Hypocreales; Nectriaceae. The record is from RefSeq and is a predicted model, not a curated record.
AUGGAUCUUGAUGCUUUGACCUUUCCACUUGACGAAGGAGGUUUUGAUGGCCAUGAUUCGUCUUUUCAGCCGGCGCACCCGGACUUCUUUAACACCUCGAUAGACGAGCUGUGGUCUGCGUCUCUUGCCUCUGCCUCUGAAGAAAACAUCAAUGAUGUCUUAGACCAACACCUACACAAUGAUACUGUAUCCAAUGGCGACCCAGGCCAAGCUAGUUCUGGUCCAUCGAAAACAGGACAUCUUCAUAGUCGCUCUGUCGACUCCGCAAACUCCGGAAGCAGCGCUGCUGUCGCCAACGCAAUUGCAUCCCCAAGGAACCCUUCCCUCCCACCCAAGAUUGGCCAUCGCUUCACACGAGAGUCAGCCCGUGUCCUGAAACGAUGGUUCUCUGAGCACAGCGAACACCCUUACCCAAGUGAGGAGGAAAAGACUAUGCUACAGUGCCAGACCGGCUUGAGUCGGACCCAAGUGACCAACUGGUUGGCCAACGCCCGGAGGCGUCGAGCCGUGGAUGGAAGUACUCGUGCAUCCUCGAGGGGUCGGUCUGGGUCGGCUCAAACAUCGAGGAGAGCUGGAACUCCAAUUCCUCGAAGCAAUAAUUCCUAUCGGAAUAUGGAUCCUCUACAGCGAUGGGUUGAUUCACCCCCUGAGAAUGAACCAGCUGCCGCCUCUGCUAUUGCCCGGGCGAUGGCUUCCAGAGACGCAUUGCCAUCUUGUGAGUACUGCGUGUUCUGCGGUGAAGUUGAUCCUAGCGAAACUCACCUGGCCACUCACAAUCCCGCCGCCUGUCAGGAACGGUCGUUCAGUAGAAAAGAUCAUCUAAAACAGCACCUAAGGUUAGUCCACAACGCUGGACUGAUCGACCUCUCCCUGAAGCUGUGGAAGGCCCAGAAGCCGGAGAUUAAAUCCCGAUGCGGGUUCUGCAAGGCAGAGCUGGAGACUUGGCUAGACCGAGUUGAUCAUCUUUCCAACCAUUUCAAACUGGGUUGCACCAUGGCAGACUGGUCUGGGAACUGGGGCUUCGAUGAGCUGAUCCUAGAAACACUGGAAAACGCCAUGCCACCCUACUUGAUCGAUUUUGAAAGGGGGACACCGUUUCCUUUUGAAGCCAGUGGCAAACCACCAGACUCUCCCCGGAGUGCAUACGAGCUACUCACUAUUGAGCUGGCGUACUUUAUACAGAGCCAUUAUGACUCGACAGGAGACAUGCCCAAUAACAAAAGGAUGCAACUAGAGGCAUGUCGCAUUAUCUUUGCAUCUGAGGUCAUGUUUCCUGAGGAGAAUCCUGAUUCAAGUGGUGGAUUUUCAUGGUUGAGAGAUCUCAUUCUGUCCUCGCCUGAUAUCACUCAACAAGCCCGUUUCGGACCUAUACGCUCACGAGCCGAGAGUAGGUUGUCCGUCAUGAAGAUCAAGGGUAAAAAUGCACUGUUCGAGACAUGUCCGCUCGAAUCCCACUUGCAUGCAUUUGUCCAUGCAAAACGCGCCGCUGGAGUCCUGGUUGUACAAGAUCAUGAACUACAGAAAGAAGCUUGCAGGAUCAUCACACUCAUGGAGGAUGACAUGGGAUCAACUCCAGACUUUGUGGCAAACUGGCUGGUUACGCUGAUCAGCAAGUCAACUGACUGGCUUCAUGACUUUCGUCGAAGGGCAAACCUGCUUUUGAGAGAUGACUUGUGGAGCAGCGUUCCCCAGAGCGGAUCAAGUUCUUUACCCUCCUGGAUGACGAAUGAUCGUCAGGUACUUGAUCUUCUUUCGAAUGACCUGGGGUCGAGAAACUGGACAAAUACCGGCUUAUUGGGCUUGAAUAAUGCGGACACUGGCAUGGACCAUGGCGGACUUCUAACCGGCCAUACCAGCUCAACAGACCUUGUUGGGCCCUGGCUAGGUCAUUCAACUGCACCGCAAACAUCGCUAAGAAGUGCCAAAUCACCUCUUCCAGCAGCUCCAACUAGUGAGUGGCCCGUUUCUACCGGGUCUGGGGAAAGCCCAGGUACACCAGGUACAGGCCCGAGUGAGGGCGACUCUAGUCUCCGACCUGCCUGGUUAAAGACGGGAAUCUUUAUCCUGAACGACUCGAAUCACCACCGAUGGCUGAAGCGCGAGCUCGCGAGAUGGGUGACGGCAACAAUGUCACCCAACAACCCCAACUGUCACGUUCCGUCUGACGAGGAACUGAGGCAUCAAUCUCGUUGCUUGUUGUUUAAUGAUGACGAUCCUUGGAAUCAAACUGCGGCGGAUAGUCCGCAGUGGCUGGAUGAUUUUAAACGCGAUUGUGGUAUUCUCUAG